Messenger RNA from [Candida] anglica, 2059 nucleotides. The record is from the annotation of a GenBank genome assembly. Lineage: Eukaryota; Fungi; Ascomycota; Pichiomycetes; Serinales; Debaryomycetaceae.
AUAUCCUCCGGUUGAAUUAUAUUAUACUUAGUUUGUUGAUUUGUUAUUGGAUCUAUCUUUUUCAGGUGGUUAUUCCUUCCAAAACUCUUGAAGUGUUAUCUUUGAUUCAUCCUCCUUCCUUUCUUUUUUUUUUUUCAUUUCAUUUUAUUUCUUUUCGCCCAAAUUUCACCUCCUGUCGUUCCUUCAAGAGAGUGAGUGAAGUGAUAUCCCAUUUUGAAUUUACUUUGACAUCUAUCACAGAAAGCUUCGUGGCGACUGUCGAUCCCUCCGUGCAGUCAAGUCCUUUCUUUUUUUUAAAAAAAAAAAAUCAAUCAUGUCUCCUGAAACCCCUGUCAAACGUAAAAGGGGUAGACCACCAAAGGCUGGAUCUUUGAGUAACCAAAUCACCACCACCAUGAAUAUCAAUGUGAAUACUUCAUCGUUCAACAACAGUCCUACGGCAGAAAAUAACUCCAACAUGAUGGUGAAAAGAGGUGUCCCUGACAUUUCAAAGCCAUUUAUGAAGGUUUCUCCUACGCCCCGUUCAAGGAAAAGAAGUAGGCGUGAAGGCUCAUUAUCGUCUUCAUCCUCGGCUUCUCUGGCAGGAAGUCCACUUCAGGAAAGAAUAAAUGCGUCCAACUACCAACAUCAUCUUCAACACCAACAAUAUCUUCAUCAUCAGCAUCAAAAUGGAUAUACAAUGACCACACCACUUUCACAACUGGUGACAUCAUCUUCAUUCACUCCAUAUAAUUCAAGAGCUAUUGAAAACAUCGCCAUGAUUACUCAAUCCAAUGAUAGCUCUUUCUUACCGAUUUAUAACACGCCACCCUCUUCAUCAGUUAAGAAUCAAUUCCAAACUAAUUAUUGGGCCACACCUCCCUUUGCACAACAAAUUGUUUCUCAUGAUGUUCAUGCUCUUUCAACUCCAACAAAUAGUGUUACAAGCGAUACGAAGCCACCUUCCUCUACGAAAAGGAAGUCUGUGACCACUAGAGAACCAUCGUCAGGUACUGUUUCUAAUAGUGUGAACAAAUUAUCCCCAAAGUCUAAAGGAAGUAAAAAUCUUCUUCCUGCAGCUUCUAUUCGACUGAAUGAAACAUCUACUGAAGAUAGUAAUGACUUCAUCUUGAAAUUGAUGAUUGAUGAUCUGGGUAAAGCUGUAUUAAGAGAUGAUAUUUUUGGAACAAGGGAUGAAGUACCAAAGAAGAAAAAGAAGAUGACUAACGUACAACAACCACAACAACAGCAACAACCACGUCUUACUCAUUCGAAUUCAGUGAUAGGGAUUGAAUCCAUGACUGACUCUCGUCAAGUGCAACAUCCUUUAAGAAGACACAAUUCUGACUUUGCGGUACAAGUUACUCCAUCUGUAUCUUCACAUUCAUCUUCGCUUUCUUCUGUCAAUGAGGAUAUCCCACAACUGCUUCUCCCUACUACCCCGAAGAUUAAAGAUAAUUAUCUUCUUUCUGGGCCAAAUGGACACACUGGGCUUACACCUAAUGCUUCAAAUUUGACAUAUAAUUUGACCCCACUGUUCAAUGCAACUAUUUAUUCCAUGAUGAGUAUCAAUUCGCCUCUGCAAAAGAAAUUUAAUCCUGCUCAACUCUUCACUUCUAGUCAGGAAUUUUUUUCUCUGCAAUCUCAAGCUUCAGCUGCAAAUGGCUCUUGUUCAGGCUCAACUGAGAGUGAAGAGGAUACUAUCAAUAUUGCUGAUUUGAUGAAUAUGGGGUCAAACACUUCCCUCGAUGCCAUGGCCAACAAGCAAACAUUCCCAAUAGUAUCUGCCAUGUCCACUUCGGCUUCAUCGUCUACUUCAACUUCAGAUCCAUCUACAGUAUCAUCUACAUAUCAAGGUGUUGUUGGUGGAAUUUCUUCUCCAGAUCAACCCCAUGAUGAUACUAGUGAUGCCAGACUUGCCUUACGGAAAAUCAUACAUGUCAAACGUGCAAGAAAUUAAUUGCCUAAACGAUUAUUGCCAUACUCUCCGUUGUUUUCAGUUCUACUUUUACAACUGAUACACAUUCAUGUGUUACAGACUUAUAACUUACCUAUAUUCCUUUUUUAUUCUGUUCUUCAC